This is a messenger RNA of Emericellopsis cladophorae, 1041 nucleotides long. RefSeq names its product DNA-3-methyladenine glycosylase-like protein. Gene Ontology annotation, cellular component: protein-DNA complex; nucleus. Gene Ontology annotation, biological process: base-excision repair, AP site formation; base-excision repair; DNA alkylation repair. Lineage: Eukaryota; Fungi; Ascomycota; Sordariomycetes; Hypocreales; Bionectriaceae. Bases 1 to 1041 code for a protein of 346 amino acids. Gene Ontology annotation, molecular function: alkylated DNA binding; DNA-7-methylguanine glycosylase activity; DNA-3-methyladenine glycosylase activity. The record is from RefSeq and is a predicted model, not a curated record. The transcript has a single exon.
AUGGCUACAGCAACCAGGCGAUCGUCCAGGCUUAGCAGCCUCGCAGAAAGAACAUCGUCUGCGGGCUCUAGACAGACGGCCAACCCUCGUAAACGCAAGCAAUCCCCCGGCGCCACACCGUCAACACCACCUCAGAAACGCCAGCGGCCAGCGAUCCCGCCAGCCCCAACUCCGACUCCCAGUGCGGUUGGUCUGAUGGCUCAUGCUACGUUGACGGCGGAGAGGCCUGCGAAUCCCAUGGUAGCCCGACUGGCGGAUCCCCAAACAACCAAUGCCACAUUGCUGUCGCCCGAGACCUCAAGAGUCAUUACGCACACGAAUGUCACCGCUAUACCUUCAAAACUUCCCCAGCCAAGCACCACUACGGCUACGCUGCUCGAGGAGGCCAAUACACACUUGAUCAAGGUCGAUGAGCGAAUGAGACCACUGGUGGAGAACAACUUUUGUCGAGUCUUCUCUCCUGAAGGACUGGCAGAAGUCAUUGACCCAUUCGAGAGCCUCGCCAGUGGCAUCAUCUCACAACAGGUCUCGGGGGCAGCUGCCAAGUCGAUCAAAGCCAAGUUUGUGGCAUUGUUUGAGGGCGACAGAAGAUUUCCUCACCCUUCUGACGUGGCGCCCUUGCCCAUCGAGAGGCUCCGCACCGCUGGGCUUUCGCAACGAAAAGCAGAGUAUAUCAAAGGACUCGCGGAGAAGUUUGUGUCAGGAGAACUCAGCGCGCAAAUGCUCAACGACGCACCAUACGAGGAGGUCCUCGGACAGCUGAUCGCAGUAAGAGGACUGGGCAAAUGGUCCGUGGAGAUGUUUGCCUGCUUCGGUCUCAAGAGAAUGGACGUGUUCUCACUUGGCGACCUGGGUGUCCAGAGAGGCAUGGCGGCCUUUGUGGGCAAAGAUGUGGCCAAGCUCAAGAACAAGGGCGGCAAGUGGAAGUACAUGUCGGAAAAGGAGAUGUUGGAGCUGUCGGAGAAGUUUGCUCCUUAUCGAAGUCUGUUCAUGUGGUACAUGUGGCGUGUCGAAGAGACCGAUAUCAGUACCAUGGAGUGA